This is a messenger RNA of Ricinus communis (castor bean), 2991 nucleotides long. RefSeq names its product protein DEHYDRATION-INDUCED 19. Bases 453 to 1151 code for a protein of 232 amino acids. The transcript has 6 exons. Lineage: Eukaryota; Viridiplantae; Streptophyta; Magnoliopsida; Malpighiales; Euphorbiaceae. The record is from RefSeq and is a predicted model, not a curated record.
CAGAGAAAACCCGACAUUUACUCAUAUAUUGUUGACGUCAUGCCCUGUCAUGGCCACAUACCCUUUCUCUCUCUCCUCUUUCUUUCCUUAAUUCAAUCGUCACACUUCUUUUUCUUCUUUUUUUGAGCUUCUCUCCUUCUUCUUCUUCUUCUUCAUCACCAAUAACAAGGAACGGGUCAAAAUUAAAAAUGCAAUAAAGAAACUUUCAAUUCUUGCAUCAAAUUGCUAACUUUCUUUUUCUUUCUCUUUUUCCUUGACAGAAAUAAGUCAAAUAUCCUUUGAGAACACAUAGACAAAGGAGAUUCAAAAGAAAAAUAUAAAGAGAAAGCAAAUCCUUCUGUUCCUUUUAUUUCCUUUUCACUCUUGAAUUGUUAAAGCUUAUCUCAAAGGCUAAUAAAGAUAUUAUCUUUGGAAAUAAAGAGAUUUAGAAAAAACCUGAUCUUUGGUGAGAAAUGGACUCUGAUUUUUGGACUUCUCGUAUUGCCGCCGCCAAAAGGCAGUACACUUUGCAGCACCAUCACCAGAGCUAUCACUUGGAUCGACUGAACAUAGAUGAUUUCGAGGUAGAAGACGAGGUCAGACCUGAUUUCCCAUGUCCUUAUUGUUACGAGGAUUUUGACAUCACUUCUUUGUGUUCCCAUCUUGAAGAUGAGCACUCUUGCGAAUCUAGAGUCACCGUUUGUCCUAUUUGCUCUGUUAAAGUCGCACGGGACAUGCUAAGUCACAUCACUCUGCAGCAUGGACACUUGUUCAAGUUGCAGAGACGUCGGAGGUUACGAAGAGUUGCAAUUCCCAACAGUCAGGCAUUGUCUCUCCUUGGACGGGAUCUCCGCGAGGCACAUUUGCAAAUGCUGUUAGGGGGUGGUGGUGGAUAUAGGUCAAACAAUGGUAAUGUGUCUAAUGCAGCUACUGACCCAUUCCUUUCAUCACUUAUUUUGAAUUUCCCUACAUCUGAAGCUGAAGAGAUUUCAAAAUCUGUGGUAACAAGCGUGGGAGAUGCUCCUGCAAAAACAGCAGCACCAACAAAUAUGUGGAGAUCAAGUUUCGAUCCUUCUUUGAGUUAUGAAGAAAGGGAGAAAAGGAUGAGGCAGGCUGCUGGAAGAGCUGGUUUUGUGCAGGAUCUGCUUCUCUCGACUCUGUUAAGCGACUAACGAAAGCAGCAAGUCCAUCUGGGAAAUAAUGGAUGAGAUUUAAAAUCUUUGAUAAGAGGUAUCUCAGGGUGGGAGUUUUAAUUGUUUGAUAUUUGCUCAACAAACCCAGUGCCUAUUUCAUUUGAAUAUCGGAGCAGUUCCAUGAAUGCUGGAUGAUAGAUAGAUAGAUAUUAUUAUCUCAUCCUAGUUCCUCCUUGAAAAUUGAUGUACUACCUUCUGCAGAAUGAAUCAUCUUCUAGUUUAUGGAAAUUUUUUAUCUUAUGAAAGUAUUCCCAUGUUGCAACAUUAACACCUUUGAAUUAAACGCCUAGUCUGCAGCAGCAUUAUGCUCUAGUCCUCACAUUUAAAUGCCUCAUAACUCAGUGUCUUCUAUGUCAUGCUUUGCGGACUAAAACUUGAAAGAAGGAUGAUGUUACUUUUCUGUGUUGGUUAAUGCUAGGAAGCUGACUUUAUCCUAUCGCUGAUGAAUGAAAUUGAAAAUGGCACAGCAAAAAUUGUAACUUUAAAAGAACUAUCAGAGUGCAAAAAGCUUUUAAAAAAGAAGGUAGGAAGUUAACAAGCAACUUAAUGGUGAGAAAUGAAAGUAACUCUGGCGUUGAAGUAUUAGAAUACUCGUAAAAAUAUCCAUUCAUGACCUGUCUUUGAUCAUUUUUCUAAAAAAUAACAAAUUUUAGAAAAAGGGAAGAAGAAUGCUUUCUAUCCUUUUAUUUUUAUUUUUAUUAGCUCUGGUUGAAUGACUAAUUAUCUGAAUCACUUGAAAUUGGUUUAGUGGUAACCACUUAAUAAAUAAAUAGUCUUUAAGUUAGUGUCAGCGGUUAUAUAAUCUAUGAGAGAACAGGAAUGUCAUCAUUGGACAGUCAUGAACAAACAUAUGCCUUAAAACAAUGAUCGGUGAGCGGCUACAGACACAGUCGGUGCCGCCAAAAGGAAAAAGGCCCAUUUAACUUGAUAGUCAUUAAUUAUUAAUAAAACAGCUACAAAUUCACUGUCUAUUUAUUUAAUCUUUUCUGUUUUUCACCAAACGGUGUAUUCUGGCUUCAUCACUCACAAUUGAUCCGUACGUUAAGCAAAACCAGGAGGCAAAUAGUUGAUAGCGUUGAAAGAAUACCAAAAAUAAUAGAAGUUGGUGGCGGUGGGUCGGUCUGGUUAUCAUUCAAUCACUUUUUGCGUUGUUUGUUUGUUUAGAAGCCAUAAAAACCAACAGCAGAGGAAAGAAGAUGACAAGCCCACUUCAAGUUGGACUGUCAGGUCUAUCAUCACCACAAACCCAACAAAAAUAUAUUAAAAGAUACCUCCUAAAUUUCCACGCUUUAUCUGCUGGUCCCGCUACUACUGGUGCUACUACUAAUCCUCCCAAGUUGUCUGUUUGUUCCUCUUGCAGCGAUCUCCAUCCAUCCUGAUAUCUCUCUACUGAUUAUUACAUCCAUCUUUUUCUUUUUUUAAGGUUUCAGGGUCUUAUAGAACAGAGUGUCACUCACCGUUGGUUUCAUUAACAAUUAGGGGCCAUGGUGGUGGAGAUAUUUGUCUUGGGAAUGGGCUGUACUGGAGUUGUGAUGUUCCUUCACGGAGCUAAUUUCUUCUUUCACGUUCUGUCUCAUCAUCUAGCCUUUCGUUCUCUCAGUUUUCUGGGCUAUGUUGGAUGGUGAAGUUGAGGAUAGUUCUUCAGGCAAAGUAUUGAUGGUAGCUUGCACCUGCCGUGCUCUAUGUAUAUAACUUUGUUUUUUAGCAAAAUAAAAAAAUGGUAAGUGUAAUUGUACAAGGGCAAGCACAAGUGUAAAACCCGAAAUAAUGGACUACUACUCUACAUGAGUUUUUGUUCUAAAUGUAGAUUUAUUUUACA